AUGCAUAAAUCUGUCGCACAAAGAUCAACAUUAUUAUCAUCCGCCAAUAAUUUUCUUUCAGAUCGUAUAAUAACAAGAUUAUCUCAUGUAGCGUCAACUCAUCCAGUAUGGAAUGAAACAUCAUUACCAGAUAAAAUAAAAUCAUUAGAUGAAUAUAAAGCAAUUUAUUCAUUAUCAGUUAAAGAUCCAAAUCUUUUUUGGAAAAUGGCAGCUGAACGUUUAGAUUGGUAUCGUUUUCCAACAAAAAUAAAAAAUACUGAAUUUGAUUAUCGUACUCCACGUGGCGUUGAUAUUAAGUGGUAUCAAGAUGGUAUAAUAAAUGCUUGUUAUAAUUGUCUUGAUCGUCAUAUUCAUCAUGAUCAUAGUAUUGCUCAACAAGUAGCACUUAUAUUUGAACCCGAUACACCAAGUGAAUCUCGGCACCAUAUAACAUAUGCUGAACUUUUACGUGAUGUUAAAAAAUUUGCUAAUGUACUUAAAAAACAUGGAGUUAAAAAAAGAGAUCGUGUUACUAUUUAUAUGCCUAUGGUAGUUGAAGCAUGUGUUGCAAUGCUUGCAUGUGCACGUAUUGGUGCCGUACAUUCAGUCAUAUUCGGAGGUUUUAGUGCAAAUAAUGUUGCUGAUCGUAUAUUGGAUUGUGAAUCAACAAUUGUUAUAACAACUGAUUUUGGUGUACGUGGUGGAAAAAGUUCACCAUUAAAAAUUAAAAUUGAUCAAGCUUUAAAAAUGAGACAAUGUAGUAAUGUUAAAACUGUGCUUGUUUUUGAAAGAAAUCAUGGUAUGGCAGAAUUAAAAGAUGAUUGUGCAAAUUUACGUGACGCAUUUGAAUGGACAGAAGGAAGAGAUUUUUGGGUACAUGAAGAAAUGGAAACAGUUAAUGAUAAAUGUGAACCCGAACUAAUGAAUGCUGAAGAUCCACUAUUCAUUCUUUAUACAAGUGGCUCAACUGGUGCACCAAAAGGCAUCAUUCAUACAAUAGGUGGUUAUUUAACAUAUACUAGUUUAACGUUUAAAUAUGUUUUUGAUUAUACACCCGGUGAUGUAUAUAUGUGUACAGCUGAUAUUGGUUGGAUUACAGGUCAUUCAUAUGUUGUUUAUGGACCAUUAGCAAAUCGAGCUACAACUAUUAUAUUUGAAGGUGUGCCAACAUAUCCUGAUGUAUCACGUUAUUGGAAUAUUGUUGAUAAACAUGAAGUAAAUAUUUUUUAUACAGCACCAACAGCUAUUCGAUCAUUAAUGCAACAUGAUGAUUCAUUUGUAACUAAUACAAGUCGUCAAUCAUUAAGACUUUUAGGUAGUGUUGGUGAACCAAUUAAUCCUGAAGCAUGGAAAUGGUAUCAUUCUGUUGUUGGUGAUCAUCGAUGUCCAAUUGUUGAUACAUGGUGGCAAACUGAAACAGGUGGUAUUAUGAUUUCACCUAUACCAAAUGCUUGGGAAUUAGAACCAGGUUCCGCUACACUUCCAUUUUUUGGCAUUCGAACACAAUUAUUUGAUAAAAAAACCAAAAAACCAUUGGAACGAUCAAAUCAAGGUGAAUUAUGUAUUGUAGAUUCAUGGCCAGGACAAGCACGUAGUCUUUAUCGUAAUCAUGAACGUUUUGUUGAUGUUUAUUUUAAAACAUAUCCUGGUUAUUAUUUUACUGGUGAUGGUUGUGAAAUAAAAGAAAAUGGUUAUCAUUAUAUAACUGGUCGAGUUGAUGAUGUACUUGUUAUAUCUGGACAUAAUAUUGGUACAGCUGAAGUUGAAUCAGCACUUGAAGAACAUGAAGGUGUAAUUGAAGCUGCUGUUGUUGGUUACCCAGAUCCAAAGAAAAAUCAAGGAAUGUAUUGUUUUGUCACAUUAAAAGAUCAUGUCGAACCAAGUGAAGAACUUCGAAAAGAUCUUAUACGAAGUGUACGUGAUAUAAUUGGUGCACAUGUUUAUCCAGAUGUAAUACAUUUUACACCAAAUUUACCUAAAACACGUAGUGGUAAAAUCAUGCGACGUAUCCUACGUAAAAUAGUUGAACCUGACACAAGCAAUCUCGGUGAUAUAUCAACAUUGAAUGACCCAUCUGUUGUUGAAGAAUUAAUUAAAAAUUCUCCACGAACAAAACGUCCAUCAUGA
This is a messenger RNA of Rotaria sp. Silwood2, 2106 nucleotides long. NCBI's taxonomy places the organism in Eukaryota, Metazoa, Rotifera, Eurotatoria, Philodinida, Philodinidae. The record is from the annotation of a GenBank genome assembly.